Molecule: messenger RNA, 2472 nt
Organism: Penicillium canariense
Lineage: Eukaryota; Fungi; Ascomycota; Eurotiomycetes; Eurotiales; Aspergillaceae
Exons: 2
Coding region: 1-2472 (823 amino acids)
Source: RefSeq, a predicted model, not a curated record
AUGCAGUUCCAGUUCCCUUUGCCUUCUGAGUCUGUUGACUCGAAAUCCUCCCCUGGUAACUUCUCCCUACGCAAUUCUGUGACAUUUGGGAGCCUGCCCAUCUUCAAGUCUGGCCGGAAUGGAAGCUCUUCCGCAGCGCCUUCAGGCGCGAUGGAUCCUGCCUCCUCUCCAGACGGCUCCAAUGACGAUGAGCGAGCGGGCAAGCGUCUCAAAUCGAAUGGGCCAAUGGACUACUUGCGGUCUCCAGAAGAGGGCAAUGGAAACCCCCUCGAACAAGCUGCCCAGAAGCAAUACUUGUCUCCUGAUGCUGAUCACCAUAAGAGCGGAGGCUUCGCUGGACAGUCUGAGAUGGUGUCCGACUUCGAGCGGCAAAUGGUUGCGGCUCUUGGCCUGUCGCCCACGGAACCUCGUCCACAGCAAGCCUCGACUUUCGAGCCGCGAUGGAGCCCAGGUGCAGCUACUGCUCUUGAAUCCGAUGGCCCACGGCAACAAUCCAAAGAUAAUUGGAAAGACGAUCCCAGCAAGCGCGGAACUUGCGCCCCGGUUAGCGAACGGCCAAGCGAAAAGACCCUACCAAUUCUUCCUAAUCAGCCCUCUACAUCCGCUGCUGCAUCGAACAUGAAAGACACAUCUCGGCCUAGUAUGCCUGUGUCUGAGGUUGUAAUCCCGGCAACUAAACCGGUGCUUGAAGGGGGUGUCAAACCUCCUCCUCCGCCAAAGGAUCGCUCGCCGACUGACCUCCCAUCGAAGGACGUGCCACCUAAGGAUGACUUACCAGGUUUGCCGCCGAAAGAUGUUCCUCCUUCAAAGGAAGAUCCACCGAGUCCUCCCCCAAAAGAUACCCCGCCCCAAGAUAUCCCUUCAAGGAACCUCGUGCCUCCUCAGUCAGACAAGAUCCCGCGCCAACCGUCGGUCUCAACACUCGGCGCCGGUGAGGAUAGUGCUGGCCAUCUGCGUGAAGGAGAGAUCGACAACCCACCUUCGCCAUUACAGCCACCGAGGAAGGGGUCAGAGGAUCUACCUAAACACUCUGUGUACAACCAACAUCUCCCGGCCCAAAUAUCCGACUAUUACCUGCCAUCGAUCAAAGACACUGCGCCAGGGUUUGGGACGGAUUACGCACCGCGUCCUCCCAGCUCUGCAGAGAUCUUGGAAUCAAAGCGCAAGUCAAUCAGCGGUCUGCCUCCUUCUGCACCGGAUGUGCAGAGCCCGCUUCGAAAUGAAGUGAGGUACUCGCCCGGAACUCGAAGCAGCAUGUUGAGCUUCGGUAGCUUUGGUCGACAAAGCACGAACAACAGCAAAGGAACUCGUCCUAAUACCCCAGCCAAUGAAGUGUCGCGGCGCUUUGCAUCAGGUUCCCCCUCCACCAACGGUGAUUCCAAGAUGGCCAAGUUGAAAAACUUUGGGAAGCGACGCCGUGCUUCAGUAGGCAAUGCUCUCUCCGGACUUCAGGAGGGACUUCAGGGACUGCAAGGACGCGACUCACAGGGCGAGGCCCAGAAGGAAGGUGGACAGGGGAAGCGAGCAUUCAGCAGGAUUAGCGGUUUCUUCGGCCGCCGACAAGAGUUUCAGCCUGUGCAAAGCAAUGCGCACGAUGGUUAUGCCGGUAGAACAGCCCCAGCGAGGACUUUGCCCACACCUCUAUCGGAUGGUCAUACCCAGACUUCCUUUGCGCAGAAUGGACAGCCUGCCAUCGAGGUCGGUAGGAAAGACCUUCCAUCCACCGAAUCAGCCCCUCCAGCACCCGAUUCUCGCCGGCGUGCUAGCAUGCCGCUUUCACCCAGUGCCACGGACAACUCGCUGAUGGCUAGUCGGUUCUAUUCGUCGUUUCAGCCUGCAGGAGAGCCCGCCCUUGCUCAACACGGUCGAACAAAAAGUCAGCCUAUGCUAGCCCCGCUACCUCCAUCGCCCAUCGGGGGAUCCGAGUCUGACAAGAGCGGGUCGUGGUCGUCUCCUCCCCUGUCCGAUGUGAAUGAUGUAGAGGAAUGGUUGUCACAGAAAGAGCAGGACAAUGUCCAACCACCUGUGCCCCCCAAGUUGCCUGAGCCUUAUCCUACGCCUGAGCAAAUCCCGGAAUCAUCCAAGGAAGCACAGCCAGCGAUACAGCCGGAGCAAGUUACAUACGAUCCCAUCAGCUACCAUGUCCCCGGCCCACUGCAGAUGGCCAGGGAAGCCCCAUCUCAGAGCCAAGAAUCCAAUGAGAACCACGCAACUUUUAGCGUGAAACCCCGCAAACCACUGAGCGCCCAAGCCGAGUCCACCGAAACAACCGAGAUGCCAAUCCCCAAAAGCAUCAGCGUCUCCAUCGCCUCCAUCCUCUCGGCACACCCGCACCGCAGCGAUGCCCGGACGGUCAACGAGACGCCCGAGCCAGUCGAGCUCGCCAUCACCCACGAUGACUCCAGCGAGGAGAUCAUCAUGUCUCCUACAUCGUACCCAGGACAAGAAUGGACGCCGACACAUUAUUACUAG